AGACCUCGCCUGCUGAGGAAAGCUGUGAGAAGAGGGAGGAAAAGAAGCUAGGGAGCAUUAUUGUGAAGGCUUGCUCUUUACCUCAGCAAGUAUUUUAUUUAGUUCUUUUAAAUUCUGAGUGUGUUCAUAGAACAUCUUCUCGUUCAGGUACCAUGGAGGGCAUUGGAUCAGAGUUCUCGCCGCGCUCGUCGUCCGUGAGUACCGAUGAUCCGGACUAAAAAGGGUUCUAACAAACCCUGUUCCUGGACAUACCGACCGGUCUGUGCUGGCAUUUUUGUUCGGAUUCAUCAUCUUAAUAUCUGAAUUCACUUUCAAAAAGACAAAAGCAACAGAAAGAAAAAUGAAAAAUAUGGUGCUCACAACAACAGUCGCUGCAUGGUUAUGUGUGCAGGCAGUUUAUGGUCAAGAAAACUCAUGUAGCGUUCAUUGCACAAAAGAAGGUUGUGCCAAAAGAGUCAUCUGCAACUUCAGUGAUAUUGUCUUAAGGGAGAAAAGGGAAUUCAUCAUUUCACUACGUGCAGACUCUGGUGACGAAAUGAUUGCAGACUGUAACUGGGUGCGAUCAGGGAAAUUUGACUGUGACCCUGCAACAGGCUACACCUGUGAUCCGCAGCUUUCUGUUAUUUUUAGUGUCAACAUAACUAAACCUGAAAAAUGUAUAAGAUCUGGUGAAUUUUUAUUUGAAGUUGCACAUGAAAAACCAUUCAGUUGUAAAAUUGCACCAGCAGUGCAAGUUCUUUCUGAAGAGAAAAUGAACUCAGACAAUGCUUCAGCAAGUACAAAUCAUAAAAGUCCGAACAAAUGUCGGAACAGCACAAAUGAGAAUGAAAAUGGACCAAACCAAAAUAAGAGAAGUACCGAUGAAAGCGAAGAUCGAUGCCAAGAAGGUGCCUCAGAACAAGAAAGUAAUACUGGGAUGAUCAUAGGUGUGGUGUGUCCAUGUCUAUUAGCAGGCGUUGUGGCGUCGUUGCUGAUUGUUAAGCGGAGAAAAUUGGUGACCUUCGUCAGAAAACGAAAAGGACAUAAAGGAACGUGUGUCGAAGGCCUGGCUUAUAACCCUGCCGUCAAAGACUUUGAAAACAAAUUUUUGAUGCCAGAGACAGCGGAUUCUACUAAAGCAGACACACUGAAAGAGACAGAUGAUGUAUCUUAG
Pomacea canaliculata is the source of this 1153-nucleotide messenger RNA. RefSeq lists its product as uncharacterized. NCBI's taxonomy places the organism in Eukaryota, Metazoa, Mollusca, Gastropoda, Architaenioglossa, Ampullariidae. The record is from RefSeq and is a predicted model, not a curated record. The coding region runs from base 341 to 1153 and encodes 270 amino acids. The transcript is spliced from 8 exons.